AUGUACAAUUGUCAUAACUAUGAUACUUCAGUUCGUAACAAGGAAACCCAUGUUGGAAUGAAAAUAACUUUUCGUUAUAACUUUCACAAAUUGUGUGCAUAUAAAUUGCAAGAGAAAUGUCUUCUGCAUAGAAGACCAAAAGUAGCAAAACUUCAAAACUGUUUCGUGUUGCAGCAUAAAUGUCUUUCUUUACUUGAAGGAAGAAGGAUGGAUGAGGAGAAACAUGAAAGAGGUUUAAGCUUUUUAUUUUCUCAUUCGAAUCCAUUUAGAAAAGUUGUUUCUACUCUUCCAAAUGUGUCACUUGUGCCAGCGCCUAAAUGUCAGAAGCUAAAAUAUUGGCUCAACUCCAGACUAAAUGAGACUUGUUUGAGCCACUUCAGCUUUCAUGCAAGAGGAAAAUAA
This is a messenger RNA of Clunio marinus, 402 nucleotides long. Lineage: Eukaryota; Metazoa; Arthropoda; Insecta; Diptera; Chironomidae. The record is from the annotation of a GenBank genome assembly.